AUGUCUACCAUCAUGCCUCAACUAACCCAACGACUCAGCAAAAUCAUGUCUUCCCGUAAGCAAGUCCACAAGAAGUCAAUCCCUCAGAAGGUUGACGCUCCCUCUCCUGUCGACAAGACACAGCGUCUCGCUGCCAAAUGCGCAGAGUACACCACGCGCUACGUCAAGUCGUCUCCCUGCCAUUACAGGACGCCGACAUUCAGCACCCCUGAAGUCGACCUCGAGACGUUCAUCUACCGCCUCCUAAGCACAUCAGACGCACCACUCCUCACCACCGUCUACGGCACACUCGCGCUCAUGGGGCACAUAGCCGAAUCUGGCUUAUGUCGGAAAGCAUCCUCGUCCCCGCACCACUUCUUCCUCGGCGCGUUCCUCGUGAUGACCAACAUCACUUGGAACACGAUUUGGGACGACGAGCCCUGGGUUGCGCGCACGGAGGGGUUGGUGCCUCUCAGCGAAGUGGAGGUUUUGAGAGACGAAGUUGAAGAUGCGCUGCGUGUUGCGGGGCGAUCGCAGUGGGACGUGCUCAACGAGAUCAUCAACUCCGAGCUCAAGACCCCCAUCGUAUCCGCAGAGCGCACGCACGAGGUCAUGCACCUCGACCCCAAGUGCAGUGCGUACUGCGAGACUGUUUUCACCCGCUACACCACCGGCAGGACCACCACUUCGGUCAAGAUAUGCCACUUCUACAAGUUGAAGAUGGUGGGAGGCAAACAGGUCCCUGAUCGCUCAGAUCCUUGGUCUUCGAAACCUUCCCAUGAAACACGUUCAUCCGCCUGA
This is a messenger RNA of Pleurotus ostreatus (oyster mushroom), 780 nucleotides long. RefSeq lists its product as uncharacterized. The coding region runs from base 1 to 780 and encodes 259 amino acids. The record is from RefSeq and is a predicted model, not a curated record. The transcript has 2 exons. NCBI's taxonomy places the organism in Eukaryota, Fungi, Basidiomycota, Agaricomycetes, Agaricales, Pleurotaceae.